AUGCCAGCUAUCAAUGACACCAAAUUCAACUCUGCAGUGUUCCUUCUCACCGGGAUACCAGUGCAGGAAGACGUCCAUCUCUGGGUCUCUAUUGCUUUCUGCUUCAUGUAUGUUAUUUCGAUAGUGGGAAACUCAGUCAUUCUGUUCAUUAUAAAAACAGACCCAAGCCUCCAUGAGCCCAUGUACCUUUUCCUUUCCAUGUUGGCCCUCACAGACCUUGGCUUAUCGAUUGCCACUGUUCCAACUGUACUGGGCAUAUACUUAUUUAACUCUAGGGACAUCAGUUUUGGUGCCUGUUUUGCCCAGCUGUUUUUCAUCCACUCACUUCAAUGCAUUGAAUCCUCAGUGCUCUUGCUGAUGGCCUUCGACCGCUUUGUCGCGAUCCGUGAUCCGCUGAGAUACGCUUCCUUUUUAACUCUGCCGAGAAUAGCCAAGAUGGGGCUGAUGUGUGCAGUGAGAGGAGUGGCUGUCAUAUUCCCACUCCCCUUUCUCCUGAACCGGUUCCAUUACUGUCGAGUCAAUGUCCUCUCCCAUUCCUACUGCAUGCACCAGGAGGUCAUGAAGUUGGCUUGUUCGGAUAUCACCAUCAACAGCAUCUAUGGCUUGUUAACUACACUGUUAACAAUGGGGCUGGACUCACUGUUCAUCUUCCUCUCCUAUAUGAUGAUUCUCAAAACAGUGCUGAGCAUCGCAUCCCUCACAGAGAGCCUCCGGGCCCUGAACACCUGCAUCUCCCACCUCUGUGCUGUCCUGCUCUUCUACUCACCAGAGAUUGCCUUGUCUUUGAUACACAGAUUUGCGAAGGGCUCUUCCCCCUUGCUUCAAAUUCUCCUGGGCUACGUCUCUCUGUUGGUCCCGCCCCUGAUGAACCCCAUUGUAUACUGCGUGAAAAGCAAACACUUGCGUGCAAGGAUCAUCAGGCUGUUCGUCAAGUAA
This is a messenger RNA of Pelodiscus sinensis (Chinese soft-shelled turtle), 936 nucleotides long. Its product is annotated as olfactory receptor 51G2-like. Gene Ontology annotation, biological process: G protein-coupled receptor signaling pathway. Gene Ontology annotation, molecular function: G protein-coupled receptor activity; olfactory receptor activity. Lineage: Eukaryota; Metazoa; Chordata; Testudines; Trionychidae. The record is from RefSeq and is a predicted model, not a curated record. Gene Ontology annotation, cellular component: plasma membrane.